CGAUUGGUGGAUUUUGACAGAACUCUACCACAAAAUGGAAGUUGGGAGCGCGCUGGAUGUGGAUGUGGAUCAGGAAACACAGCUUUCAAAAAAUCGAGAAAUAAAAAAAAAACAACAGGAGUAAUAAAACUUUUAAGAAAUAAACCUAGCUAAAUUAAGAAACUAUCAACCGUGUUGUAUUUUUCAUUAUUCAAAGUGUUUAGUGUGAAAAUUGAAAAACAUGGAGCCGCUUCACCAACAGUGUAACCUUAAUCACAAACAAGUAAUGAUUUUCUGAAAAAUGUAGGUUAUGUUUUGUUUUUCUGCUAGAAAAAUAAUGUCUCAGUUAGUGCGUAUACGAUGUAACAAUAAAUGCAAGUGCAGAGCGCGAUUUAUUUAUUAGUUUGAACAGUUCACGGUAACUUUUAUGAUUUCUCUUGUUUGGACAGAAAAGUUUUCACACGUGUAUAACCUAAAAUUUGAAAAUGGACUCCAAGUACAAUUUAAUAGGAAACAACAAAUUAAACAUUACAAAAUUCAAGAUUAAACCGAAACCCACACCAGUGUUGUUCAGUAAAAAAAAUGGACCGCCUUCUCCCAAGAAAAUUAAGUUGAAUGAGAACGAAUCAAACAAAUCAAGUUACAUGAACGGGAACAACAAAUUUAAAAUAAGUAUACAAGAACAGAGGACGAAGCUACCUGUGUAUGAUAAAAAGAAUAAGUUGUUGGAUCUGAUUAGGAGGAAUAAUACUUUAAUCAUAAUGGGUGAAACUGGAAGUGGGAAAACUACUCAAAUACCUCAAUAUAUCAAUGCGGCUAAAUUACAAAACGAGGGGCGCAUUGGUAUUACGCAGCCCAGAAGGGUGGCUGCUGUCAGUAUUGCAAUGAGAGUAGCGCAGGAAUAUGGAAAUGGGCAACAAGUGGGAGACACUGUCGGUUACACAGUUAGAUUUGAAGAUGUCACAUCAAAGAGGACCAAAAUUAAAUACUUGACUGAUGGAAUGUUGCUGAGGGAAGCAAUGUUUGAUAGUUUAUUAAUGGAAUAUACAGUUAUUAUUUUGGAUGAAGCUCAUGAAAGAACAAUUCAUACAGAUGUAUUGUUUGGAAUUGUAAAAACGGCUCAGAAAGUUAGGGAGGCUAAGAAUUUUGCUCCAUUGAAAAUACUUAUUAUGUCGGCGACUAUGGAUGUGGACCAUUUUUCGAAAUAUUUUAAUGAUUGCCAAGCUGUUUAUCUCGAAGGAAGGACCUACCCUGUUAAUAUAUUUCACACAGUUAGGCCCCAUGAUGACUAUCAAACAGCAUGUGUGGCAACGUUUUUUAAAAUUCAUAGAGAAGCGCCUGCUAACCAAGAUGUUUUAAUUUUUCUCACUGGCCAGGAAGAAAUUGAAGCUGUAGCUCACCAAAUUCGUUUACUUGGUAAAGAUCCAGAAGUGGAAGGACCCCCAAUUAGAGUGUGUACAUUAUAUGCAGCACAACCUUCCACUCAACAAAUGAGUGUUUUUAAUCCUUCACCAGAAAACAUGAGAAAGGUUAUUGUCAGUACAAAUAUUGCAGAAACUAGUGUUACAAUUACUGGAAUUAAAUAUAUAAUUGAUUGUGGAAUGGUAAAGGCAAGAACUUACCAUCCAGCCACUGGUUUAGAGUUGCUAAAAGUCCAACGGAUUUCCCAAGAACAGGCCUGGCAAAGAACGGGUCGAGCAGGCCGAGAAUCCGAAGGGACUUGCUACAGACUCUACACCCGCUCUCAAUUUGAAAUGAUGCAAAAAUCCACAAUUCCAGAGAUUCAACGUGCCAAUUUAACCUCUGUCGCCUUACAACUUCUAGCGUUGGACAUCCACGCGUUAUUUUUUGAUUUCAUGGACAAGCCUCCAGAGGAUGCCAUUACGGCAGCGUUUGAACAACUAAAAUUAUUAGGUGCCAUAGAUUCAGUUGAAUCAACAGCUUUAACCCCUUUGGGUGAACAGAUGGUUAAAUUUCCUCUUGACCCCAGAUUUAGUAAGAUCUUGCUUUCUGCUCACAACUUCGGGUGUUUAGAGGAGGUCUUAACUGUGGUUUCACUGUUAAGUGUGGAAAGUAUACUUUUAAGUCCGCCAAAUAAAAAAGAACAGGCCAAUAGUGUGCGGCAGAAGUUCUUUUCGGCGUUUGGUGAUCAUGUUACGCUUUUGAAUAUAUACAGAGAGUUUAGUAAUGUAGGGCAGAAUAUGAGAGGUUGGUGUCAUGAACAUUAUAUAAAUAUGAGGAAUAUUUUACAAGCUAGGGAGGUGAGAUGUCAGUUGGAGGAUAUAUGUAGGAAAAGUGGAAUGACAAUUUCGUCGUGUGGUAGUCAGAUGGAUCAAGUUAGGAAGUGUCUUUUAACUGGACUUUUCAUGAAUGUUGCUGAAUUACAUAGGGAUAGACAAUAUAUUACAUUGGACAAAAGACAAGUGGUUUCUAUUCAUCCAAGUUCCGUUCUGCAUGGCCAACAACCUCAUUUUAUUUUAUUUACUGAAGUUGUACAAACAACAAAAUGUUAUUUAAGAUUACUGUCAACUGUAGACAGUGAUUGGUUAUAUGAAAUAGCCCCAGACUAUAUGAGAACACACAGUAUAAAGUGUACAAAAGACAGUUGAUUGUAUGUGUAAUAAUAUGACAUGUUUUCAUAUUCCAAUGAUAUUCUAUGUAAGUUCUUCAAAUUUGCAUUUUGGACUGUGUUGUGUUCACUUCUGUCAUUACUAUUAUACUAGGAUAUUUAUUGUGUUAACAAUCAUUUUUAUAUCUGUUACAAGUUAUUACAUCUAUUUUUAUGAUCAAA
Zophobas morio is the source of this 2770-nucleotide messenger RNA. It is a transcript of the gene ath, whose product is annotated as ATP-dependent RNA helicase DHX33. Gene Ontology annotation, molecular function: helicase activity; double-stranded RNA binding; ATP binding. Bases 465 to 2588 code for a protein of 707 amino acids. Lineage: Eukaryota; Metazoa; Arthropoda; Insecta; Coleoptera; Tenebrionidae. The transcript has 6 exons. Gene Ontology annotation, biological process: positive regulation of transcription by RNA polymerase I. The record is from RefSeq and is a predicted model, not a curated record. Gene Ontology annotation, cellular component: nucleolus; intracellular anatomical structure.